CUUACAAGGUUGGCCCUGGGCCGACAUCUGGGAACUCGAUUUUCAGGAGGUUUCCUACCAUUCUCAGGACUGAUAAGGGAUGCUCCAGGAUGAAACGCCAUAAACUUCUCAGCAGCAGUGACAGUUCAGAUGAGAGUCCUUCUACUUCCUUUACCUCUGGCUCAAUGUAUAGAAAAAAGCCAAAAAUUCCAAAAGAAUACAAGAAACCUGCUGAGGUGUUCCGGAAGGACCUCAUCAGUGCCAUGAAACUUCCAGAUUCUCACCACAUUAAUCCUGACAGUUAUUACCUCUUUGCGGAUACAUGGAAGGAAGAAUGGGAAAAGGGAGUCCAGGUACCAGUCAGUCCAGACACUGUUCCAGAGCCUUCUCUCAGGAUUAUAGCUGAAAAGGAAAAAGAUGUUUUGUUUAUUCAACCUCGGAAAUAUAUCCGCUGUUCUACACCAGAGGCCACAGAACCUGGCUCUAUCAACAUCUCGCAUCUGGCAGCAUCUGUAUGCCGCUAUGACCUGGAUGACAUGGACAUCUUCUGGCUCCAGGAACUCAAUGAAGACCUUACACAAAUGGGUUGUGAGCCAGUUGAUGAGACUCUUAUGGAAAAGACAGUAGAAGUCCUGGAACGUCAUUGCCAUGAAAAUAUGAACCAUGCUAUUAAGACAGAGGAAGGGCUAGGCAUAGAGUAUGAUGAAGAUGUGAUCUGUGAUGUGUGCCGGUCUCCAGACAGUGAAGAAGGGAAUGAUAUGGUAUUCUGUGAUAAGUGUAACAUCUGUGUGCAUCAGGCCUGCUAUGGCAUCCUUAAGGUUCCAGAAGGCAGCUGGCUAUGUCGUGCCUGUGUCAUGGGCAUUCAUCCUCAGUGUCUGUUAUGUCCAAAGACUGGUGGAGCCAUGAAGACCACCAGGACAGGGGAUAAAUGGGCUCAUGUCAGCUGUGCCCUGUGGAUUCCAGAGGUCAACAUUGCUUGUCCUGAGAGGAUGGAACCAAUUACAAAGAUCUCUCACAUCCCACCCAGUCGGUGGGCCUUAGUCUGCAACCUGUGCAAGAUGAAAACAGGAGCUUGCAUUCAGUGCUCAGUGAAAAGCUGUAUAACUGCCUUCCAUGUCACCUGUGCCUUUGAGCACAAUCUCGAGAUGAAGACCAUUCUAGAUGAUGAGGAUGAAGUGAAGUUCAAAUCAUACUGUCUUAAACAUAGCCAAAACAGACAGAAGAUUGGGGAAGCUGAGUACCCCCACCACUGGGCUGCAGAGCAAAGCCAAGCUAAAAGUGAGAAAACUAGCCUGCGGGCCCAGAAGCUUCGGGAGCUAGAAGAGGACUUCUACACCCUGGUCCGAGUAGAAGAUGUGGCCAAAGAACUGGAGCUGCCCAUGCUAGUUGUGGAUUUUAUCUAUAACUACUGGAAACUAAAGCGUAAAAGUAACUUCAAUAAGCCAUUAUUCCCUCCAAAGGAGGACGAAGGAAAUGGCCUGGUACAGCCAAAAGAGGAAAGUGUUCACACUCGUAUGAGAAUGUUUAUGCACCUUCGGCAAGACUUGGAAAGGGUCCGAAAUCUGUGCUACAUGAUAAGCAGACGAGAGAAGAUGAAAUUGUCACAGAGCAGGCUACAGGAACAGAUCUUCGGUUUGCAGGUUCAGCUUGUUAACCAAGAAAUGGCUGCAGGACUUCCUUUGACCAAUACACUAGAAAACUCAUUGUUUUACCCACCACCGAGAAUUACCUUAAAGUUAAAAAUGCCCAGAUCAGCUGCAGAAGACUGCAGAAACAGCUCUACAGAAACUGACCAACAAUCCCACUCUACUGACAGUGGCUCCCCUGUUCACAGUGUAAAGAGCAUGCAGGUACCUCAGGAGUCACUAGAAAUGAGAAUGAAACCAUAUCCAAGGUACUCACUAGAAAGCAAGAAUAAUGGUUUGCUGGCCAGCCUCAACCAUUCUAGGAGUGAAGAAAAGGAUUCCAGUCCUGCUUGGAAAGCUCCAUCUUCAGAGUUCUAUCAUGGGCAGUCAUUGGGCAAACCUCUGGCCUUUCAGGCUGCCAUCCAUGGACAGUCUACUGUUGGGAAUGGGAAAAGUCAACCAAACUCCAAGUUUACCAGAUCCAAUGGUCUGGAGGGCAGCUGGUCUGGGAAUGUCACCCAAAAAGAUAGCUCGAGUGAGAUGUUCUAUAACCAGGAGUCUAUGCUUGGCUCCCACUUGGUCAGUCAGGGAAACUUGAGAAAAUCUACCAUGGAACACUUCAGCAGAUCAUUCAAGGAGGCCACCAACAGGUGGAUGAGAACCACAGCAGACCUCCAGUGCUAUGUGAAGCCAACCAAGAAUAUGAGCCCCAAGGAGCAGUGCUGGGGUAGGCAGCUUCUCAGGCGGUCUGCAGGGAAAGCUCCAUAUCAGGAAAACGAUGGAUAUUGCCCAGAUUUGGAGCCGAGUGAUUCAGAAGCAGAAGGUGAUGAGAGUAAAGGAAAAGUCAGGGUAAGGAGAGAUAACUCGGACAGGGAAAAUCCUUCCCAUGACUCCAGACGAGAUUGUCACGUUAAAAACAAGACACAUCUUUCUCAGAGUUCAAUGCAAAGGUGAUUAGAAACUCCCAAGAAUAAUACAGCCUUUGCCUUUAUCCCAUAUACUGGAAAAAAAAAUAUACCAAAAGGAUUUUAAUAUAUAUAUAUGGAUAAAUUGCUGUGAAAAAGAUGAGAUUUUGUUCAGUAAAUUGGCUUACAAAUUUUCAAAUGGUUUCAGUCUACUUUUUCUAAGCACAUUAUGGGAAUUGCAGAUUGACUAGAGGUAUGUUUGUCAGAAGCUAUUGAGAACAGCUGGGCCCAGAGUAUUUGCUCAGUAAAUGCUUUGAGAUAGCUUUCCAGUUACAUUAAUAUAUCGACGCGUCUGUGAUUUAAGAUGCUUGCAUUUUCAGUGAAUUUGCAAGAGACCAGGAUUAUCAGACACUAGAUAUGGGGAUUAUCAGACACUAAAACUACUUAUCUUUUGAAGCUACAGCAUGUGAC
This is a messenger RNA of Tupaia belangeri chinensis (Chinese tree shrew), 2980 nucleotides long. It is a transcript of the gene JADE3, whose product is annotated as jade family PHD finger 3. The record is from RefSeq and is a predicted model, not a curated record. Gene Ontology annotation, cellular component: histone acetyltransferase complex. Gene Ontology annotation, biological process: regulation of transcription by RNA polymerase II. NCBI's taxonomy places the organism in Eukaryota, Metazoa, Chordata, Mammalia, Scandentia, Tupaiidae.